GUUCUCUGUCGUCAUUCCUUAUCAAAGACGAAAAAAAGGCGAAAGACGUCAGUUUUGCCCACAGCCCACAGUCCGCGGCACCACAUUCCACAAUGGCCCUCAAUAUCGAGUCGCUGCCAACGCUGCCGUCGCAGUCGCAAUCGCAGUCGCAGUCGCAGUCGCCCUUAGGAUUUUUAACAGCCAAUCCUUUAGCUAAUGCCAUAUCCGAUGCAUACAAUUCAUUCUCUGAGCGACGAGCCAAGCUCGGCUUGUCCAACCCCGGUAGUGUCGAGACGAUCGCAAAGGAAGUGCAGCGUGAAGUUUCCCUCAACAAUUACAUGCAUUCGGGUAUAAGGGCAGAUCUCACGAAGGUUGUCAGCCUAUCGCCGUUAUUUCAGGUCUCCCAUCAACUCGCAAUGGGCGAACAUCAGAAUCCCUAUGCCUUUGCGGGGCUCUUUGGUACCAACAAGGUCUUCCUGCAAGGAAACAUAGACAAUUCUGGGUUGCUAUCUACGAGAUUCAACUACCGAUGGAACUCUUCACUAGUCACCAAGUCUCAGUGCCAGAUAGGCGCUCAGGAUAUGGCCUCAAUCGAGCAUGAGUAUACUGGAAGCGACUUCACUUCUUCUGUUAAGAUGUUGAACCCUUCUUAUCUCGAAGGCGGAUUGACUGGUAUAUAUAUUCUUAGUCACCUUCAGUCUGUUACCCGUAAACUUGCGCUCGGUAUCGAGGCGGUCUGGCAACGAGCUGCACUCAACCAACCGCCUGAGUCUGCCUUGUCGUACUGCGCAAAGUAUAAGUCAGAUGAUUGGAUUGCGACUGCACAGCUGCAUGCUCAAGGCGCUUUAAACACAACGUACUGGCGAAAGCUGUCGGAUAAGGUCCAGGCUGGCGUCGAUAUGACUCUUCAAGUCUCUCCCGGCCCCGGAGGCGUGAUGGGAGGUGGUCUACAGAAAGAGGGCGUUACAGCUGUCGGCGUGAAGUACGAUUUCCGCAUGUCAACAUUCCGAGCCCAACUCGAUUCUAAGGGAAAGCUGGGUUGUAUACUAGAGAAGCGCGUGGCACCACCUGUCAUGAUGUCAUUCUGCGCCGACGUAGAUCACUAUACCCGAAACGCCAAGGUCGGCCUCGGAAUUACUAUCGAGAGUGGUGGCGACGAGCUACAGGAGCAACAAGAAGCUCUUGGCCCUCAGGCGUCACCUAAUAUCCCCUUUUAAGCCACCAUCUCUGUCACAUUUGGAUGACUUUCUCAGCAUAGAAGCUCCCCCCUCUCGCCACCGCCUCCUUAAUACACGAUCUCAGUAAUCUGGUGCCAGAAUUCCAGCAAUAGUUGCCGGACUGGUGUGCCGGAGACCUCA
Annulohypoxylon truncatum is the source of this 1337-nucleotide messenger RNA. RefSeq names its product mitochondrial import receptor subunit tom-40. Gene Ontology annotation, cellular component: mitochondrial outer membrane; mitochondrial outer membrane translocase complex. The coding region runs from base 93 to 1196 and encodes 367 amino acids. The record is from RefSeq and is a predicted model, not a curated record. Gene Ontology annotation, biological process: protein import into mitochondrial matrix. The transcript has 3 exons. Gene Ontology annotation, molecular function: transmembrane protein transporter activity. NCBI's taxonomy places the organism in Eukaryota, Fungi, Ascomycota, Sordariomycetes, Xylariales, Hypoxylaceae.